AUGCCAUUCUUCAGCACCAUUGAAGCUAAUCUAACAGGUGCUUUUGGUCGGUUGGCGGAGGUUCCCCCCAUCCACAUAAUCAGAUGGUUACUAAAGUUGGUGAGCAUUGGUAAAUAUAUGAUUUUACAUUCGAUCUGGUCAUUAUUGAGUUGCUUCUUUGAUCUAACUAUACGUUCCGAUUCAGUCAAUAAUGGUUUAACUGUGUUCCUCAGGGUGCUUACAAUUUUUCCAUUCAUUGGAUCUCCCUUGGCCCAUCGAAUUUCCAGUUUAAUAGGCUUUUUAAAGGGUAAGUUUAUGCCGUUCAUGGAUAACAUGAUAAAAGCCAUUGAAUAUACGUUUCAGGUAAAGAUGAUAAAUGAUACUUUGAUGAAUGAAAAUGUUAAAAUAGUUGUUACCGGUGAUCCAUUUGGGCUUAAUUAUGUUGAUUCGGCUCCGCUGACUACGUUGAUUUUGUCAAACCACAGAUCUAUCAUUGAUUACAUCGUUAUCAGCAAAUUGAUUUUAGAAACAAAGGAGGCUAUUCCAGAUCACAGGAAAUUUUUAUGGUCGUUGGUACGUACAAAACAAUUCAAGCUACCUCCUCCAAUGGACUUCAUUACAUGGGCUCGAAUUACCAAUUUUCCUACUUUGAGGCUACUAUUCAAUAUUUGGUCGAAAGAUGAGAAUAGCAUAGUUUCCGUGUCCAAUUUGCAUUCCCAUAUUCUCAAAAAUAGGAAUAGUGCUUUCAUUUUGUUUCCAGAGGUCAAUAUUAUUACUCCAGAAUUGGUGAUGAUACAACAGAAAUUGUUGAAGUCAAAAUAUGAGGAUACCCCUUCGUUGAAGCAAGUGUUAUAUCCGAGAUAUAAACAAUUAAACGCUGUGAUCAAAGACUUGGCUUGUUGGAAGAAAAUUAAGAAACGGCAUAGCUUAAUGGAGCAUGUUGUAGAUAGGCUUGACAAGUGGCUACAUGACGAUGAACUGAUUGAACAAGACUUUGUCGAACUCGAAAGUCUUUUGAACGCUGACACCGAAUUCGAGAAAGUGCACAAACCUGUCCAUUCUGAAAAAGUUAGAAUAAAUGAGUUCAUGUACCAUUUUACAAUUGUAUACUAUCAACCUGUACUUAAACGAAACGAUCCUAGCCAUAUCCAUGAGCACAAUAAACCUACUGGGAUUAGGGAACCUCAUUAUCAAUUGGAGCACAUCACUCCAUCGCUAUGGGAUAUGUAUAAAGCAAAGAACGGAGAUAGGCCAAUAAUCAUUAAAAUACACGUAGAGAGAUGCCGUAUGGAUCCUUUACUACACAUGAAAUCUCGUCAUUUGGAGAAGUGGUUAGAAAACGUUUGGUGUGAGAAGGAAAAACGAAUAACGGUCAUGGAAAGUGCUGUUAAGUUACAAUGA
Messenger RNA from Eremothecium cymbalariae DBVPG#7215, 1380 nucleotides. RefSeq names its product Mum3p (gene MUM3). The record is from RefSeq and is a predicted model, not a curated record. Gene Ontology annotation, molecular function: acyltransferase activity. NCBI's taxonomy places the organism in Eukaryota, Fungi, Ascomycota, Saccharomycetes, Saccharomycetales, Saccharomycetaceae. Bases 1 to 1380 code for a protein of 459 amino acids. The transcript has a single exon. Gene Ontology annotation, cellular component: endomembrane system.